This is a messenger RNA of Prosopis cineraria, 1713 nucleotides long. Its product is annotated as protein trichome birefringence-like 38. The transcript is spliced from 5 exons. Gene Ontology annotation, cellular component: Golgi apparatus. Bases 134 to 1219 code for a protein of 361 amino acids. Gene Ontology annotation, molecular function: O-acetyltransferase activity. Lineage: Eukaryota; Viridiplantae; Streptophyta; Magnoliopsida; Fabales; Fabaceae. The record is from RefSeq and is a predicted model, not a curated record.
GCACAGACGUGACCAACUCUCUUCCUUCUUCAGUCAAUCUCUCUCUCUCUCUCUCUCUCUCUCUCUCUCUCUCUAUAUAUAUAUAUAUAGCCCCUGCAAACCCAGACAACAAGUCUUACGUUCAAAAUCUCAAAUGGGUAGUCUCUGUUUCAGAUUUGAGGUUGCUCUGUUUCUGGUGGCGUCGUCUCUGUUUUCUCUGCAGCAAGCCGAAGCUUUUAGGUUUCACAAUGUGAGUGUAUUGAGAGCAAGAAAACAACCAAGUGGGUGCAAUAUUUUCUUAGGCAAUUGGGUUAUUGACCCUUCGUAUCCUCUUUAUGAAGCUUCAAGCUGUCCCUUCAUUGAUGCUGAGUUUAACUGUGCCAGAAGACCUGAUAAGCUGUAUCUCAGAUACUCUUGGAAGCCUGAGUCCUGUUCCUUGCCCAGGUUCGAUGGGAAGGAUUUGUUGAACAAGUGGAGAGGGAAGAAGAUAAUGUUUGUGGGAGAUUCAUUGAGUUUGAAUAUGUGGGAAUCGUUGGCGUGUAUGAUUCACGCGUCGGUGCCGAAUGCGAAGACAGUUUUUCUCAGGAAACAAUCACUGUCCACUGUGAUAUUCCAGGAGUACGGGGUAAUGAUACACCUGUAUCGCACGCCUUAUCUAGUGGACAUAGUGAGAGAAAAUGUAGGGAGAGUUUUGACAUUGGACUCAAUAGAGGCGGGAAAUGCGUGGAAAGGCAUGGAUGUGUUGAUCUUCAAUUCUUGGCAUUGGUGGGUCCACACUGGAAAAUCUCAAGGAUGGGAUUACAUAAGAGAUGGUGGUAAGCUGGUGAAGAACAUGGAUCGUUUUCAGGCAUACUUGAAGGGAAUGAGCACUUGGGCAAGAUGGGUUGAUCUUAAUAUUGAUCCCACCAAAACUACAAUCUUCUUCCAAGGCAUUUCUCCCACCCAUUAUCAAGGAAAAGAGUGGAAUGAGCCAAAGAAGAGUUGUAGUGGACAACUAGAGCCAUUAGCAGGGUCAACAUAUCCAGCAGGUCUGCCUCCAGCAACUACAAUACUCAACAGUGUGUUGAAGAACAUGAACACUCCUGUUCUUCUCCUUGACAUCACCCUCCUCUCCCAACUCAGGAAGGAUGCUCAUCCUUCCGUCUAUGCCGCCGACCGCUCCGGCAACGACUGCAGCCACUGGUGCCUCCCCGGCCUCCCGGACACAUGGAACCAGCUCCUUUACGCAUCUCUCACUUGAACUACCCAUAGUAAUGGAGAUCAUCAUUCAAAGAAAGAUAGAUGGAGAAGAAUACAAGAUAGGUUUUAUUUCCUCCCUUAUGAUCCCUCUGUGGAUUGUCUUUAUUAUGACAUAGGAGAGAGAGAUCAGAAGAGGGAGAGAUCAGUUCUUUUAGUGAUGAUUUAAUUUCCAUUGAUACCUGACUAAAUUGAAGUGAACUCUUUUUUUUUUUUUUAUAGAUAUUUAACAUCAAGUUGUUUUCAUAAAAUUAUAACAUGUGGAUGUUGGGUAUUAUUGCAUAUUAUAGUGAUUCUUUACAAAAAAAUUAUUCCCCACAUGUUAUAGUUUAGUUGGAGAACUUGUUAGUGAAUACGUGGAAAUUAAAAUUGCAUUUGAGUUUUUUCUUUUCUUUCAUUAAUGAUUGGAGGGUGGAUACUAGAAAUGAGUAAAUUGAUCUGUUGUAAAAUUGUAGGCUAAUGAUCAUUUAGUCACAGAAUGAUCGAUGUUGAGCUUUA